CUCAGCUCCGCGCAUUUCGGAUCCUUCAACUUUCAGAGCCUCAGACUUGCCUUUUCGCAUUGAACUGUUUUUCGUGUCAAUUACUCGUGUGAAAGAAUUUGGAGUCGACCAUCUACAUUUCACCAUAUUGACCCGGGCAAUGGCAACACUCACCCUGGCCCCGCGGCUCGUCCGCCUCACCACCCUCGGCCAUCUCUCUCGCCCGACUGUCCUGUCCACCCGGGUAUUCGCCGCACGAUACAGCACCAACGCCGAAGAAGAGAUCAUCAAGGUUCAACAAAUCCCAGCCCCGGGUUCCGGGCAUGUCCGUGUGCUGCUUCUCAAUCGGCCCAAAGCCCGCAAUGCGAUCUCGCGACAGCUACUGGAAACCCUCUCCAAGCAGGUAAACUCGAUCGCCGCAGAGAAUGGCAACGGACCAACCCGGGCCUUGGUGGUCGCAAGCAACGUUGACGCUGCCUUUUGCGCCGGCGCAGAUCUCAAGGAGCGUGCUAAAAUGACACAAGCCGAGACUGAACAAUUCCUCGAAAAGCUCCGCGGCACCUUCAAGGGUCUCGCCGGCCUACAAAUCCCCACCAUCUCCGCAAUUUCUUCCAUGGCUCUAGGUGGCGGCCUCGAGCUCGCGCUCUGCACUCACCUUCGCGUAUUCGGCUCGUCCUGCACCGUUGGUCUACCUGAAACACGGCUCGCAAUCAUCCCAGGCGCUGGAGGUACCUACCGUCUGCCAGCAUUGAUCGGGCCCACCCGGGCGCGCGACCUCAUCCUGACAGGGCGACGGGUUUCCGGACCCGAGUCAUACUUUAUCGGACUCUGUGAUCGCUUGGUGGAGGUGUUGCCGGAGGAAGGGCAACAAGAAGGCGUGGCGCGUGAGAAGGUUCUCCGGGAGAGUAUCAAGUUGGCGUUGGAUAUCUGUGAGGGUGGCCCUAUUGCCCUGAAGCAGGCGUUGCUGGCUGUGCAGGGGUCUGCCUUGGGCGAGGUGGCGGAAAAUCAGGCUUAUGAGGGGGUGAUCGAGACUGAGGAUCGGUAUGAGGCUCUGCGUGCUUUUGUGGAGAAGCGAAAGCCCGCUUUCCGAGGGCGGUAGAUUGUAUACAUACUAUACUGUACUUGGGAAAGAUUGUUUAUUAUUGGCGAAUUUGGAUCUGGAUUGUGAUUGGUUUGAGAUGAAUCUAGUCGACACUUGUUCUCAAUAUAUGACGUUGCCCCGUCGCGGGAAGUAUUGUAGAGCCACGCAAUCAUUUCGACUGCCUGCGCUGGAACCGGUAAUGGUUGCGUCCGAAUCAAGCGAGAAAUUGAAGAAG
Penicillium brasilianum is the source of this 1295-nucleotide messenger RNA. Lineage: Eukaryota; Fungi; Ascomycota; Eurotiomycetes; Eurotiales; Aspergillaceae. The record is from the annotation of a GenBank genome assembly.